AGUUUUUUCAAGCUAAUAACAGACUCCAAAUCUUGUCAAAAAUCAACAAAAAUACUCCAUUUUGAAUACUACUUCCUUUACACCAUAGGAGAUUUAUGAUUGGCUAGAAUAAGCAUCCAUUUAUGAUUUUCAUUGGCUAUAACAAAAUACCAAAAUAAAAGUAGAUCGCGCUGUAAACAAUCUUCCAUAAUCUCCCGAUAGCCUUUCAGAUCAUGUCGGUGAAAAUCGAUCUUGUCAUUAAAUUUGGUGGCAGUGCAAUAACCAACAAAGAUAUACUCGAGACAACGAAAUUAGAAUCCUUGCACUGGGCUGCUAAUUUAAUGAAAGUAAUCCACGAUAAAGGACUUCGGUGUGUCGUAGUGCAUGGGGCAGGGUCAUUUGGUCACCAUCAAGCCAAGGCCUAUCAGGUUUCAUCAGGAUAUUCACAAUAUAAUAAUACAACACAACUUACAGAUUUAAAGAAAGUUAAACUAGGCUUUUGUCUUACAAGACAAUCGGUUCUCAAGUUGAACUCAAUUUUGGAAAAUCAUCUUUUGGAAGAAAAUAUUCCUGUUGUGUCACUGUCUCCUUUUCAGUUGUGGAGAACAAAGAAUAAGGAUGUAGUUAAACAUGGUUGUGAUGUAAUUAAGGAGACAUUAUACAAAUCUCUUUUACCAAUAUUACAUGGAGAUUGUGUGUUUGAUGAAACUUUGGGCUGUACAAUUUUAAGUGGUGAUACAAUUAUUGAAACUAUAUGUACUGAGUUUGAUGUAAAGAAAGUUGUAUUUAUAACUGAUGUACCAGGUAUUUACAACAAACCUCCUUCAUUGACAGAUGCUGUACUUCUACCUAAAAUCUAUGUUGAGAGUAAUGGUGAUAUAUCAAAUAAUAUCAGUACGUCACAAGCUAGUCAUGAUGUGACCGGUGGUAUUAAAUUAAAACUACAAACGGCUAUUAAUAUAGUCAAACAAUCACCAUCAACCAAACUAUUUAUAUCUCAAAUAGGAUCAGAAUCGACUCAAAAUAUCUGUUGUGAAGAAAUAACAGAAAGUAAUUCUUUUAUUGGUACUGAGAUUCAAUUUGUAAAGAGAUGA
Messenger RNA from Patella vulgata (common limpet), 1073 nucleotides. RefSeq lists its product as uncharacterized. Gene Ontology annotation, cellular component: cytosol. The transcript has 6 exons. The record is from RefSeq and is a predicted model, not a curated record. NCBI's taxonomy places the organism in Eukaryota, Metazoa, Mollusca, Gastropoda, Patellidae. Gene Ontology annotation, molecular function: kinase activity. Bases 213 to 1073 code for a protein of 286 amino acids.